CAGGCGACAGCUAACAAGGCUAACUGCUGAUUAAGGUCAGACUGGCACAUAGCAGAAAAACAGGGAGACUAAAAAAAAAUGCUAAACUUCAACAUCCUUCAACUCUGCCUCCAGGGAUUCUCAUUUCAAUCUCUUUGCUAAAUGUGAUAUAGCUUGAGAACAACGUGCAGGAUGGUUCUUUGGGGGUCGUACAAAUAAGACAGAGAAACUGCUGAAGCCAUUCGGGUCUUGACUUCAGGUUCUCGUCAUUGUGGAAGAUCGAGGGUCACCAUGUAACCCGGAGGUCGGGCUCAAAAUGUGGGAUCUCUGCCGUCCAAAACCAAAGCUCCGAGUUUGAUCCAUUCAGUCAUCUUGGAGUGAGCAGGUUGUUGCAUUUUCCUGAAGAAGAACACGACUAUAACCUGAUGGAGCCAGAGUGCCAGCAGGGCGCAGAGAGCUACAGUGAAGAAGACAGUGAUGAUGACGAGGACCUCUGUGGAAUCCAACAGGAGAGCUGUGCUACUAACCUGUAUCACCACCCCCAGUUGGAGCGGGACAUCAGGGCCGUCAGGACCUUGUAUUCAGAAUCUGCAGUGUCUGUCAGAGACUAUGAUUCGAUUGAUGGUGUGGAUGUUGACUUAAGCAUGAACACCAGCUUCCUGACUGAGGAAGUGGCCAAAAUCUGGUCAAUCAAUCUAUCAGAGCCCAUCAUUAUCCGUCUGCACUUCUCGUUGUCUCAGUAUCUGGAUGGACCUGCUCCUUCAGUUGAGAUCUUCCAGCCAACUCAUGCUGAUAAUUUCAGUAUUGGGAGACAACUGCAGAAUAUUCUCACAGUCUUCAUAUCGCGAGAGUGGAAACACCUGACGAAUGACAGCGUCGUGAUCCGACAGAAGAGGAGACACAGCUGGUUCAAGUCAAAUGGGAUCCGGAAGUUCCGUGCGAGACUUGGCAUUUGGCUGCCAAUUUCCAAACCAAAUGAGAUCCCUGGACUGGCUAUGAGGGGAAAGAUCAAUUUACAUGCAAUGAAAUCCCAUCGUUUUACAAACCACACAACAUCCUAUACCAUCAAGAAUCCAGCUGGAGAGCUUUUCACAUACACUCCCAGUGGAAAGAGAGUGAUGGUCUCAGCCGUCAGAUCUUCAGCGCAGCUGAGCGCCAAACAGCUGGUAGAGCUGCUGUUCAGCUCCGAGGCCGUCGGGCACUGCAAGAGCACGCCAACUCUGCAGCAUGGCUUCUUGGUACAGAUGAUGAGGUAUGCUGAACAGAGAAUCCCGACGCUCAAUGAAUACUGCAUUAUUUGUGAUGAGCGGCAUGUCUUUCAGAAUGGCCCGAUGCUUAAGCCGGCCGUUUGCUGCAGGGAGCUGUGUGUGUUUUCGUUUCACAUGCUGGGAGUUAUGUCUGGAGCAACGGAAGAGGUUGCGACCGGUGCCGAGGUGAUUGACCUGUUAGUAGCCAUGUGCAGAGCUGCCCUUCAGUCAUCACGCAAGAACGUCAUAUUUGAACCGUACCCCUCUGUUGUUGAUCCAAACAACCCCAAAAUUCUGGCCUUUAGUCCCAAGAAAAGGAGCUAUGACAGGCUUCAGAGAGCUCUGGAUAUAGUCCUGCUAAUCAGAAGGAUGGGACAGGGUCCAUAUUCUGAGAUCAAGAAGCAAAUGGACAAGUUAGACCCGCUCGCUUCUCCAUUAUUACAGUGGAUUCUGGCGAGCAAUAGGUCACACAUUGUCAAGCUUCCACUGAACAUGCAGCUGAAGUUUAUGCGCACACCGCAUCAGUUCCUGCUGAUCAGCAGCCCUCCAUCCAAAGAGGUUCGUUUUCAAACUGCCAGGACACUCUAUGGCAGCACUUUUGCUUUUCACGGUUCCCACAUAGAAAACUGGCACUCCAUCCUGAGGAAAGGCUUAGUUAACGCUUCUUACACAAAAUUACAGCUUCACGGAGCUGCAUAUGGGAAAGGCAUCUACUUGAGUCCCAUUUCAAGCAUAUCUUUUGGAUAUUCUGAGAUGGGGAAAGGACAACAUCAAAUGCCAACCAAGGAAGAGCUCAUAAUGAAGCACAACCGAAUAAAUAUAAUAAAACAGUUUGAAGAACAACAGGGGCAAAGCAGGUUUCCACAAAGCCAAAACUUAAACUGCAUUGCCCUCUGUGAAGCUGUGUGCUUUAACAGUGAUUACCUCAAAAGAUCUGCGGAAACACGGGAACAUCUGGGUGUGUACGGUGCCGGAUCAUGUGUGUACACGCUUCCUCUUUGUCUACGAAAACGGCCAGGUGGGAGACGUGGACAUCGACACGCAGGAACCACAAAUCCAGGAGGAAAUUUUACAAGUAAUCAAUUCAAAGUCGUGCUGAGAAACUCAAAACACUGACAUACUUCUACUAAUAUUUUGCAGGUUUUUGAAUUGUGACCUUAUGUUUUGUAAUUGUGUUAAAUUUUCUAAUAAACUUUUACAUGAUUUGA
Messenger RNA from Cololabis saira (Pacific saury), 2434 nucleotides. Its product is annotated as protein mono-ADP-ribosyltransferase PARP6-like. Lineage: Eukaryota; Metazoa; Chordata; Actinopteri; Beloniformes; Belonidae. Gene Ontology annotation, biological process: endoplasmic reticulum unfolded protein response. The transcript is spliced from 23 exons. Gene Ontology annotation, molecular function: NAD+ poly-ADP-ribosyltransferase activity; kinase binding; protein serine/threonine kinase activator activity. The coding region runs from base 405 to 2342 and encodes 645 amino acids. The record is from RefSeq and is a predicted model, not a curated record. Gene Ontology annotation, cellular component: intracellular anatomical structure; membrane; nuclear envelope.